UCUUCAAAGAAAAGAAACGUGAGUCUUUCACCUAUAUAAAAACUAAAACUAACCUAAAAUAAAUAUAAUAACAGCCCUAACAUAACUUGUUUCUUUCCCCAUUUUGUUGUUUUAAUACGCAACUUGCUUGCCAUUUUGUUGUGUCUAACAUGGUAUCGGAGCAGACAAAGAUUAUAAAAUCAAAUUAUUAAAACGUGCUCGUCCACAUAAAAGGUAGAGCGAGUUGAGAAUACAAUUAAAUAAUAAAUGAACGAAGAUUUUUGGGCAAUUCAAGUUGGAAAUUUGGUGCAACAAGGAAAGGAAAAGAUUGAAGUUAAAGGGAAGAUGGAGGUGAAGAGUGUAAAUGAAUUUGGAGAUGGGGUUUCAUGGUACAGAGGAGCAAUGCUAGGGAAAGGAAGUUUUGGGUAUGUUUAUGUUGCUAAUUUGAAGAACCCCAAGUCGAAAAAUCGAUACUUGCCAUCAGUUAUGGCAGUGAAAUCUGCUGAAGUUUCUGUAUCAGGUUCAAUUCAGAAGGAAAAGGAAGUUUUCAAUAAUAUCAAAGGUUGUCCUUACGUAAUUCGAUGCUUUGGGGAUGAAUUUACUAGUGCUGAGAAUGGUAUGAUGGCGUACAAUUUGUUGCUAGAGUAUGGCUCUGGUGGAAACCUAGCUGAGAGGAUCAAGAAAUUAGGGAACAAAGGGUUGCCUGAAUUUGAGGUAAGGUAUUAUACGAGGUCUAUGCUUAGAGGUUUGAAUCAUAUUCACGCGAUUGGUUAUGUUCAUUGUGAUAUGAAACCUGAAAACAUACUGAUUUUGUCGAAUUCUGGCAAGGGAAGUACUGAAUUUAGGGUCAAGAUUGGUGAUUUGGGAUUGGCAAAGAGGGGAUAUCAGAGCAAAAAGAGGAGAUUGGAGCCUUAUUGGAGGGGUACUCCGAUGUAUUUGUCACCUGAAGCUGUAGCUGAUAAUGUACAAGAAUCUCCUGCUGAUAUAUGGGCGCUUGGAUGUAUUGUGCUUGAGAUGUUAUCUGGAAAACCUCCGUGGAGUAAGAAGGAUGAUAUGAAUGCCGAGGAUGUACUCAGAAAGAUUGGGGAAGGACGUGAAUUGCCUGAAAUUCCAGGGGAUUUGUCUAAGGAAGCGAAAGAUUUUCUGAAGGUUUGUUUUGUGAGGAAGCCUACGUAUAGAUGGACUGCUGAAAUGCUGUUAAUUCAUCCGUUCGUUGAGGGUUUGAGUGAUGAUGGUGGAGUGGAAGAACGUGAGGAGGUUGAAGAUAUAAAUGAAGUUGAUUCUAUACAGUUGGUUACUGAGGCUGACGAUGGUUUCUUCUAUUCUCAAGAAGAUUGGAGCUGCAUAUCUGAAGAGGACUCCCUUGGUUACUGGUCCGAAGAUGAUACAGAGGUUACGGAGAAUGAAAUGGCCUCUUGUUUUGCUGAAGAAAGGAUAAGCAUUAGAAGCUCUAGCAUCGAUAGCGGUUUUAAUAGUAUGAUUGAUACAUCAGUGCAGUCCAUCAAGUAAUUCGCCGAAAUGUCCAUUAAAAUUUACAAAUCCUGCUGGUGUCUAGAACUAGGUGGUAGGCUGGAGAUAUGAUUCAUUUAUUCCUUGUUGGCUACACUCUCUGUAGAUUAUAUGCAACUCAUAUUGGGCUGAAAUUUAAUGAUAAGUUUUAAAUUCUUUUAUUC
This is a messenger RNA of Capsicum annuum, 1652 nucleotides long. Its product is annotated as mitogen-activated protein kinase kinase kinase 20. Gene Ontology annotation, biological process: protein phosphorylation. Lineage: Eukaryota; Viridiplantae; Streptophyta; Magnoliopsida; Solanales; Solanaceae. Bases 247 to 1488 code for a protein of 413 amino acids. The transcript has a single exon. Gene Ontology annotation, molecular function: ATP binding; protein kinase activity. The record is from RefSeq and is a predicted model, not a curated record.